AUGUCGAGUCGGGGGCUUCAUGGUUGCUGUGCCGAGCGACGAGCGAGUCAGGGACCAGUUGCAGGAUUUUUCCGAUUUGGCGCUGCACGAUCAUCCUUGGCUUUUCUCCGAAGCCACGAUGGAGGUCGAGACUCCCCGUCGCAAAGCGGCAGGACCUCUCGAGCUCUACUUGGUGGAUGCUCCUUGGUCUGCUUUGGGAAAUUUUCGGAAGGCUACUUCGGGGCGUGGGGCUUUGGAGCUGAUUGCUUUGACUACCUCCACCGGUGCAGUGGUGCGGCCUCUCCCCGAAGCGGCUCGCUCGGCAUCCGAUGCUUGGAUCAACGACACAGGCGAGGAUGGUGCUCCCGACGGCGAUUUGGCCGAGUACAUCACUGCCGAAAGCCAUGCUGGUUCAACUCCGCCAUCGGUUCGCGGUCCGAGCGCAGCUGCCAAAGGGGAAGAAGAUCCUGCAUCCGAGCUGGCUCGGCUUCGGGCGAGGCUGGCUGUCUUAGAGCAACGGGCGGCAGGAUCCACUGCUCCUUCUCGUGCCGACCCGAUUCGGCGUGGAGCUCGCGAUCUUUUCCCUCCCGACACCGAGCACGAUGGCACCGAGCUCACCGAGGCCGACUGGAAAAAGUUGCGUGCCACAGCUGGUCAACCACCUGUUCGGCUUGCCGGCCACGAGCGCGCGGGGCGCGCCACCCGGGCCGAGGAUACGCUCCUUGCCGAGGGCCAGGCCGGGGCGCUGGACGAGGAGGCGAUGGCUGCCGACUUGGGUUCCUCAGCGGACCCGAUUCAUCGGCUGUUGGCUGUGCAGACGCAGUUGCUAGCGAGACUGGCUCCACGGGGCCCUGUGGAUCCGAUCAGUGCGGCGCUGGGCUCCGGAAGCGGAGGGGCCAAAGACGAAGGCAACUUAGGCUCUCGUGGCUCCGUCGCGAGGGAGGCAUUUGUCAAGCUGAUGGCGAACGACACAGCAGUGGCAGCGGCCAUCCGAAAUCUGGCGGCCGACGAGCUUGGUGUGCAGGCUCAUGCCGUCCACCCUGGGCUCAUGAAGGAUUUCCUCGAGAGGAAGGUGCCCAUUGCGGAUCAUCGUAUGCUGACGCAGGUGGGGUACUUCGCUGCAGCAGCUUGGGAGCGCAGCCGCAUUUCUUCAAACGAGGAGCUCGAAGCGUGGGCCAGCCGAUUGAUGCUCUAUGUCGAGCAGUCGGCGCUCCAGGACGGGCGCACCCAACUUUCUUGGUUGCUGACGGGGCUGAGCGAGCCCAGCUGGGGCCUUCUGACGCGGCGAAAGUCUUCUCUGAGGCCCUUCGCUCGCCUUUGCCCAGCGAGCUGGGUGUCGGCCAAUGUGGCUUUCCUAAAGGAGAUGGAUUUCAUAGGGACCAAGCUCGCUCCGGGAGGCGGCCGCCAGACGGACACUCCGAAGGACGCCGACGAUCCUGCUCCGGACGACAAGCCUCCUCGAAAGCCUCCUCGUCGGCCGCGGGGCGGAAAGCCGAGCGAGACCCAGGCAUGAUGUGUGCCGCCGUGGCUGCCCCUACGGCGGCUUCUAUGAACCCUGAGCCGAUGAUUGCAUGUACGCCGGGAGCAAAGCUCGUGGCCGGUUGCUCGGAGCGGCAGCCUAAUUCAUUAGAUACUUUUGCCGAUGACAGGCCUUUUUCGGUCGGUGCCUGCACUGCGUCCUCGAAGGUUGCAGCUACUGUUCUCGGGGUCACUGAGCCCGGGCCGGUCGCCUCGUCCCAAUCUGCUUACGCUAGUGCCCUUAAAGCUCCUCGCCCGGCCCCUACUCCCCCUAAGCAUGUGCCUCAGGAUGUGUUGCUCCAGUGCUUCCCGCAAGGGCUUCCCUCCGACCGUGUUAGGUACGUGCCUUGGGUCAGCCACUUCUUGGGGUUAGCGGGUUCUGCUAGGUGCUCCUUAGGAGCUUUCCUUCGUAGUUCCUUCUCGCCCCACGCCUCGCACAUAGAGCCUCCUGACGAUUCUCGAGGCGACCCGUGGCCAGUGCCCCCACCUCCGAGGUGGCGACGGACGGCCGAUGUUCGGAGUUACGGCCCUCGGCGCCGGCAUAAGUGCAAGCUUCAUGCUUUAGUUCGUGACUUAGUUCGGUUUCUUGUGGGUUGCCUUAAUUGGUUAUCUCUUGGAAAGCCGACCGUUGCACCUCCUUGUGCCCGUGCUCGUGCCACUGGCUGUGUUACCCAUCAGUGCAUUUUGGAAGUGAUCGAGCAUCAUGCCUCUUACUUCGCACGUGGUGGCGACUUCACUCCAGACAGCCUUGGCCGUAGCGAAGAAAAAUUUAGAUCAUUGCUCUCUCAGGCUUUGGAACUGCCUCAGGAUCCUGCUUUGGUAGGGGUUGAGCGCGUGGACCGUCUGACGCAGAAAUUAGUUUUGGAACUGCAAGCUGGCUGGGAUGGAUAUUCUCGUGCUUCGGAUGCUGGGCAAUCGUCUGAAUCCAAUCUUGAUCUUCCUUUGCCUGCUGAGCCUUCCGGCUCUUUGCCCGCCAAGCGGGGGAAUUUCGAUGUAUGUGAGCGUGAGGUCGCAGAGGUAAGCCAGGGGAUAGUGUGUAAGCCCGUUGUUGCUGAUCGCAUCAAGUGGUCGCUUCCGCCUUCCUUUGACCCUGUGCCCUUCCUUAGUGACCCCGUCUCCAAAGCAUUGUUCUUUGACCCUACUUGUUUUGAUCUGCCUCCCGAACGGUGUCCUAAAACCAGGCCUUCUAAAGUCCACUGCACACGUCAGGAAUUGCUUCGUCUGGCCGCAAAGUGGGAUGCGCACCAGGCCUGCACGAUAUCGAACUCGUACAACGCCAACGACGAGGCGGUGGAGCCAGUGGAGACUUCGCGAAACUUUGAGUUUGACGAGACGCUGCUCCCGUUCACCAGAUGCUUUGCCGAUCUCAGUGAUGAGAUAGCAGCCUCUGCUUUGCCAAGAGAUCUCGGACUUCACGAUGAUAGCCUCAUCACACCAAUCUCUCCAGUUUGGUGCGAUGUUUGCGGUCGGAUGCUCUUUGGUCUUAUGCAAGACUGUGUCCGGUGUGCAGAAUGUGGUCGUGUGGCAUGCAAGACUUGUGCCUUCACUCGGAGUUGUGCCGUGAAGGAAAUUCGACAGUACCUGGAAGCAGGUGCGCAGCUGCCUUUCCACCUUCAGGACCGCUGCGGCGAAGCCGUGCUGGUUUUGCCGGUGGUCAAGCGGCAUCCUUCUGUGCUCCGCUACGUUCCCCAGGAACUCUGGAGGGAUGAGACGUUCCUACGGCAGUUCCUGGACUUGGGCGGGCACGAUGCGGGCCUCCGACAAGCUGCCAAGCAGCAGCUGUCGGAGCUGGAGAAGCCGGACAGAGAUGAAAUCGCCGGUGCCGUGAUGGCGGUGCUGCGGCAGGGCUUUGAGUCCAGUGGCGUCGCUUUUGCCUUGGAGCUUCUCGCGCAACUGGCGGAGAAAAGCCCCGCUGUCCUGGCUGCGGCGAAGGAGAGGCUGAACGAUGCAGAUGCUGUCGUUCGAGCAGCUGCUGUCUCUGCUGUUUCCCUCUUGGCCAGGAAGGAUGACAGAGCUUGCAAGAGCGUACCGAGGGAGCUUUUCCGACGCCUGGAAGACGAGAGCCAAGCCGUCCGAAGUGCUGCCAUCGAUGCCCUGCCGCAGCUGCAUGCGGAGGGGCGGCGGAAGCUGUCCGCUUUGACCCCGCGGCUGCAGGAUUCGGACCCUGGGGUGAAAGCUGCGGCGCUCCGGUGCUUGCAGAAGCUGCAGGUGAAGGUCGAUAAUCGGUUCCGCAAAACACUGAGCAAGGCCUUGGCCGACGGACACCCCGACGUGCGGGAAGCCGCAUGGUCCUUGAUUCCUCAUUUGGAUUGUGGUGCUUGCGCCGGAGUGCUUGCUGACCUUUCCUGGGCUCAGGGCCUGGAUGCCGCGACCCAGAGUCGUCUGGUCCUCUCCCUGCGCUCCCUGCUGGAGCCCCUGGCGGCCGACCGUCUCCGCGCCAUCGUCGCUGCAGCUGAGAUAUCGAACUGGUGGCUGCGUCUGGCCAUGGGCGACAUCAUGCACACCUAUGUGGACUCGGCGAACCCGCAGGUGCGGCUGGCAGCUGUGGAUGCAGUGCAUCAGCUGGCCGACAAAAUGGAUGGCAAGGCGGCUGCUGUGCUUGCGGCCCGGAUUGAGGACGAGGAUGCCGCAGUUGCUGCCGCAGCGUGGAAGGCUGUCACUGCCCGCUUGGAGGAGACCAGUCCCGAUGCGAGGCGCAUCGCAGUGGAGUCCCUGGCGGCCCAUGCAGCACACCAUCCCAAGGUUCUGGCUGCGGUCCUGGACAAGCUUGGGGAUGGCAACUGGCUUGUCCAGACGGCGGCUUGCCAGGCACUCGAGAAGGCCAUGCCCGGAAAGCAGGCCUCCCUGGUAGCCUGCGAGUGCUUGGAGCACGCGGAUGAAAACGUCCGCCGCGCCGCGGCUGCCGCGAUGGCCGAGCUCGAGAUUGACAAAAGUCAGUGGGAUCAAAUGUGA
Messenger RNA from Symbiodinium sp. CCMP2592, 4449 nucleotides. NCBI's taxonomy places the organism in Eukaryota, Dinophyceae, Suessiales, Symbiodiniaceae. The record is from the annotation of a GenBank genome assembly.